UCGUAGUCGACGCCGCCGUAGCACGCAUCUCGUAGCACUUCGUAGACCCGUAGCAGACAUGUCCAGAAGCAUCGAGUAUCGUGCAGCCGUGCUGGUGGCGCUGGCGUGCGUGGUGGCGAGCGCUGUGUGCGCGCCCGCGCCGCUGUGCGCCGGCGCCGCGGAAGACGACCCUAGGGCCGCGCGCUUCUGCCAGGCCCUGAAUACUUUCCUGGAGCUGUACGCCGAAGCAGCGGGCGAACAAGUUCCGGAAUACCAAGCUCUAGUACGCGACUACCCUCAGCUCCUCGACACCGGAAUGAAACGGCAAGAUGUCGUGCACUCUUUCCUGCGCUUUGGGCGCCGGCGCUGACGUGUGGCGGCGUCUCACCCCGCACCCCGCAGCGACGAGGCUUGAACUAACUGCAUAACCAAUAACCACCCUUUCGUCCAAAACAUUAACGUAGAUUUAUCUAAGAAGGGUAAUUUAGCCGUCGAAUCCACGGAUAGACGGACAAAUUAUGUUUCGCCAUACUAGUUUUAUUCUAUAGGUAUCCGAGCGACAAUCUGAACCUCUCUCCCCAAAUUUAUAAGGCUAGGUUACGAUGUACUUACUGCUAAAAGUAUUAAUAGUUUAAGGUGUAAUUAUCGAUCUUGUUGUCAAUAUUUUUGUGGCAUUUCAUUUGGUAAGUGUAAGAAUAUUAAAAUGUUUUAAAUAAAUUCCAUAUUUAUGACAA
Ostrinia nubilalis (European corn borer) is the source of this 713-nucleotide messenger RNA. It is a transcript of the gene MS, whose product is annotated as myosuppressin-like. Bases 59 to 349 code for a protein of 96 amino acids. The transcript has 3 exons. The record is from RefSeq and is a predicted model, not a curated record. Lineage: Eukaryota; Metazoa; Arthropoda; Insecta; Lepidoptera; Crambidae.